Messenger RNA from Stylophora pistillata, 1996 nucleotides. RefSeq lists its product as uncharacterized. NCBI's taxonomy places the organism in Eukaryota, Metazoa, Cnidaria, Anthozoa, Scleractinia, Pocilloporidae. Gene Ontology annotation, molecular function: protein binding. The record is from RefSeq and is a predicted model, not a curated record.
UUUAUACACAUGUUGUGUAGUACUCACGAAUGAAUGGAGUCGGUGGUAUGGACAUGAUGAGGGACGUCGGAUUUGAUUUCGACGACGAAAUCUUUGGAAAAUCAACUUGUAGGGAAGUCAGGGUUAAAGAGGCAUACGAACCAAAGCAGUGUGACUCCAAGUGGUUUAUGAAGUUCCAUGUGAAGAAUGAUCAAUUAGAGAAACAGAUUAUGAUGAAGUACCGAGGGGAUUUGUUGUUUCAAAAGCGAAAGUAUUCUGAAGCCCUCUCCAUGUAUCAAGAGUCUCUGCAGUGUUUGUCAUCCAAUAAUACAGUUAUAGAAUGGGAGUUAACAGAGUCUAUGGCUUUGUGUUUAUUGAAACUAGAUAAGCCUGAUGAUGCCUUAUCUCUUGUCAAGGGGAUAAUGCAUGAUAACCAAGAAAAAGAAUCAUCAUAUUGGUAUUUACUCUUCCAAAUUUAUAGAGCCAUGGGAAAUACCGAAGGUGAAAUAGAAACUCUUCAAAGAUGUGCAGCACUUCACUCCUGGAAUGUUCAGUUUUGGUUCUCUUUAGCCCUGGCAUAUGAAAAGGCAUCUGUUAGCAGCUGUAAACUGUGUCAGGAUGAAGAUGUAACAAUUGUUAAGGGGGAAAGAAUUUGUAGCAUGAAGCACAAUCCAGCUGUAGAAAACUGUACAAAAAUGUCUUUGAAUGGAGAAUAUCAGUCUCGAGAAGGGUGUUAUACAUGUACAAAAAAAUGCCACUACUUUUCAACUGAAAACCAGACACAACAUCUGACACCAAGGGAACCUUACUGCAUGGGUGAAAGACAGAUUAGACAUCACAUGGAAAAUAUGGACUUUAAAGGGCAGGUCUCUCCUGUUUCUCGGGCAGAUAAAAAAGCGGAACUUGAAGAUCAAUCUCUCUCUUGUUUACAUAAAGUAUGUCCAGAUUCACUUGACUAUGACAGUGUUCUAGCUUUGUUUUCAAGCAACGAAAAAUCUCUGCAGGAGGAAUGUGCUCGAAAAAGAUUGAAAUGGAGGAAUCAUGUUCUUUCUUUUGGUUCUCUUGUUAAAACUAGGUUCUUCCUUGAAAAAUCUAUGGAAGCAUCUUCAUCAUUUGCAAAGGAAAAAAGUAGCACUCUUCUUACAGAGGUGAAUAGCAAGAUUGCCACUCAUGCAGAAUGUGGUUGCGCCCAGUUGAUUGACAAAGUCUUGGAGAUGCUUUACAGUUCUGUUGUUGCAAGUGGACAAAUGCAAUUAGACCAGGAAAAGGAUGAUAUAAAAUUGAAGGAGUUGUCCACAAAAAGUGUAACAAAUUCUGUUGACUUUGAACAAAAGUGGUUUGGUGACUUACUCUUCUACAUGGAUACAAUUUAACACUACCAUUCUGGGAAAUUUAUUCAGUCAUUUCAAGUUAAUUAUAUAUUAUUUGAAUAAAUUGAAUAAAAACUUAUUGGUUCAAAAUGAAAUGUAGUAUUUUGUUGUUUUCAUAGCCAUAAUCUUAAAUAAUCUUUACUAUGUCACAGAAACUGGUAAUGGAUCAGGGCUACAUGUAUUACUUCAAGGGAUAACCCAGAAUGGAAUGUGUAAAUCAAGCUCAGAUCAGAUGGGUCAGCUCACGAAAAUUUUAAAUUUGCUACACUAUUUAGUCUAUCUUUAUCAACCUUAACUUGUUGAUAAGUUUGGUGUUUCUCUUGUCCAUUGAUGCAGCAUAAUGGUUCCUUUAGGAACUCACAGCUUCCAUAAAAAUGAACUGAGUUGAGAGUGGUACUUGUACCCCACCCUAUCAGAAGUUCUCAACAAACUGAUAAUCGAGAUUCUAUAGUAAUUAUUUUUUCUGCCUGUUUCUUCUUAGAAGUUCACUUAACACUCUAGUUGGAACCCCUGAGAAUGCAAAAAUACUUUGUUGUGAAGUGAUCUUAGUUUCAAUCCGCCUUACAGAGAAAAACAAUAGGGGAAUUUAUACAGAAAGCAUUGUUACCCGCAGCUACAGAUGUGUAGAUGCCCUAUGAUGACCUUAG